AUGGAAGAAGAGAAGAGCAAGGAGGAGAUAGAGGACUGGAAAAUUUACGAAGCAUUAAGGAGUAAAAGCCCAACCGAGAUGGAAGCAGAUGUUGGUAAUGAUGUGGUGACAUCUUUAAGAAGCGACUUAGCCGCACUACAAUAUAAACGUGAUAAAUUAAUCUCUGAAAAUAACGAUUUAAAGAACCAAAUGUUGUCUCGUGAUCAAAGAAUAUUAGAACAGCAAGUGGAAAUCGACCACCUGCGUGAACAAAAUGCACGUCAAAACGCUAUUAUAUCAUCCCUCAAAAAGAAAAUUCAAGACCUCGAAGAAUAUCAACGUAAUUUACAAGCUGCGCAAGGUAGAAGUGAUUUGACUGUGCAAACACUUCAAAGGGAUAACCGUUACUGCGAAGAGAAAAUAAAAGAUUUAGAAAAAAAAAUAAGAUCUCUCGAAUUGGAAUGUAAUAAUGAAGAGCAGCAAAAAGAAAAUGCGCGAUGUCAAUUUCAUGACCUAAUUAGACGAUUGUCUGUUGCUUUGGAUUCAGAUUUUUGUGAUACCAAUCAUACCCAUUCACCAGAAAGCCUUAUUAUCAAAGCUUCAGAACUUGUGCAAGAGAUCACAAGACUUAAAAAUAAAUGUAUGAACACGACAGAAAACUUAUCGACCAUCGAGCAGGAUCUUAGAAGUUGCAGAGAUUCUCUAGAACGUGCAAAUACCGAUAAAGACAUGUUACAAAGACAACUUUCCACUCAACUUCUUGAUAUAGAAAGACUUAAACAAGAAAAAGAAUCUCUCGCUGUUUCUAAUCGAGUUCUUGAAAGAGAACUUCAUGAAAGCAGGGAAAAACUAACUCACUGUUCGAAGAAUCUUAAUGUUGUAACUGAUAACGUCAACCAAAACGAAUCAAUGAUAAUCCAAUUAAAAGAGGAUUUGCGACAUCGUGACGAAAAAUAUCAAAGACUACAGACCGAGUUUCGAAAUACGAUGGAAUCCAUUGCAAUCCUACUUAGCUUGCCAACACGUUUUGUCGAAGCACACGAAAGCACUAUCAAAGAUCGUAUUAGAGAAAUAUUAAGUGACAAUAAGGAUAAAUCUGUGCAAUUGGAAGCGUUACGAGAAAAAUUGGGCAUGGAAUCUCAGCAAUUGGGCAGAACUGCUCAUUUACACGAUCAAGCCACUACCCGUGUGCGGAUCCUCGAAGACGAAAGGAAUAUGCUCGAAACGAAAGUUCACAAAUUGGAAUCAGAACUAAACGCAAUGGAACUUUCCAGAGAUAAUCUUCGAAAGGAUAAAGCAAACUUCGUGGCAUUCCUCGAGCGACUCAGCCGCACUCUUAAUAUGGAUGAGUUGACCCAGGAUAUCGGCGUAGAACUACACACUGAAUCCAUUAUACACCGAGCAGAGCAACUCGCACGACUCGAGAGCGAUAAAAUCGUAGACAAGCUGCUAUAUUAUGGAUACUAUGGCACACUCCCGAGGCUGCGAAGAGAACGAUCUUUCCAUGAUUUACCUUAUCUUAAAGAAACAGCCGUAGUAUAUCAACUCCAGCGUCGAAUACGGAUAUUAAGGGAACAGUUGCAAAGAAAAGAUUUACACUUGGAUUUACUAAGGCGUAAGCUUAGCGUGCAGGAAGAGAGUUCAAGAGUACGUGCAGUCCUGCAAGCCGAACGAGACGAAGCGGUGAGUCGCAGUAAAAAACUAGCGCGGCAGUGCGACAAACUGGGCGUGCAGCUGAGCGACGCGCGCGCACAAGUUCGCGAUCUAAACGCACAGCUCGCCGACGCCGCAGAAUACAAGAUAGCUUCACUAGAACGAGCACGCAAAAUAGAAGAACUACAAAAGAAACUCGACGAAGCGGAAUUACUUCGAACGAGAUACAAUCGUAAAGUCAACGUUUUAAAGGAUCAAGUCAGAUCUACUGGCGAAACGUUCGAACAAGAAAGAUCAACUGCGGAACAUCAAAUUAAUAUGCUGAGGGACGAGCUUUCCAGAACAAAGGAAGCUCUCGCUGAAUGUCAAAGGAGAGAAGCACAGUUACAAAGCUUUAGGAAUUCGAUUGCUAAGCUGCUGGGAAUAUUGGUGCCAUCGUCUGUGUCCGACUUCGAAAUGGUGUCGCGACUUCAGAAGUUGAUAGAUGCCCAUCACGACUUUACGAUUGUGUCACGACGUUACGACGACCCCGCACUGCUGCGGGCUUCGUCCAGAUCACCGCCCCCUUCACGGUGCAGGACACGAACACCAGAUCGAUCCCUACGCUAUGAUGACUCCGGAUACGCCGACCCGGCGUUCGAUUUGGAGGACGAGCUUUACAAAGGGCGCGCGGCGAUGUGACAGUCGCGCCGCCGCGCCCGCUUCUAGCCGGAAUAGGCUCGGCGAUACGAAACUUUAAAAAAAGUAUAGACUUUACUUAAAUAGUAUCCUAAAAGUAAUGACGGAAUAAAUACUCAAAAUAUCAAUAAUUGGUACCAUAUACAAUAUAUAUAGAUAUUUAGAAUACUCUUCAAAUACUCUUCGGCAGGUUUACGUAAUUUGUCCAUUAGUUAAUUCAUUAGC
Molecule: messenger RNA, 2535 nt
Organism: Vanessa atalanta (red admiral)
Lineage: Eukaryota; Metazoa; Arthropoda; Insecta; Lepidoptera; Nymphalidae
Product: coiled-coil domain-containing protein 170
Exons: 12
Coding region: 1-2313 (770 amino acids)
Source: RefSeq, a predicted model, not a curated record